This is a messenger RNA of Papaver somniferum (opium poppy), 3472 nucleotides long. RefSeq names its product DNA polymerase delta catalytic subunit-like. Gene Ontology annotation, molecular function: DNA binding; 3'-5'-DNA exonuclease activity; DNA-directed DNA polymerase activity. The coding region runs from base 1 to 3279 and encodes 1092 amino acids. Gene Ontology annotation, cellular component: delta DNA polymerase complex. Lineage: Eukaryota; Viridiplantae; Streptophyta; Magnoliopsida; Ranunculales; Papaveraceae. Gene Ontology annotation, biological process: DNA-templated DNA replication; nucleotide-excision repair, DNA gap filling; DNA replication proofreading. The record is from RefSeq and is a predicted model, not a curated record. The transcript has 30 exons.
AUGAACAACAACAAGAGACGAGGAGAUCCACCUCCUUCAUCCGCACAAGCAAAGAGGUUUCAACAGCAGAAGCCACCACAAUCAGUGGAUGAAUAUGAGGAAAUGGACGAAGAUAUUGAAGAAACCCUACUUCUUCGAGAGGAAGAAGAAGCUCUCAUUCGCAAAGAUGAAGAAGAACGAGGUCAAGUCAUUGCCGCUCGUCUCUCUAAAUGGAAACGCCCUAAUCUAUCUCCUGCUUAUAUCUCUCAAUCAAAGAACAUCAUUUUCCAGCAAUUGGAAAUUGAUUACGUAAUUGGGGAAAGACAUAAAGAGCUGUUGUCUAGUUCAUCUGGUGGUGCUUCCGCUGCUAUCCUAAGAAUUUUUGGUGUUACAAGAGAAGGGCAUAGUGUUUGUUGUCAUGUCCAUGGCUUCGAGCCCUAUUUCUACAUCAAUUGUCCUCCAGGAAUGACCCCUGAUGUUAUCUCCCGUUUUCGUCAAGCUCUCGAGGCAAGGAUGAGGGAAACCAAUAAUAAGAACAACAACGUCUCCAAAUUGGUCUUGAGAAUGGAAAUCGUGCAGAAGAGAAGCAUUAUGUAUUACCAGCAAGUGCAGUCACAUCCUUUUCUUAAGAUUGUACUCGCAUUACCAACAAUGGUUGCUGGUUGUCGAAGUAUCCUUGAGAAGGGGAUACAUAUAGAUGGACUUGGUUCAAAAAACUUUAUUACUUAUGAGAGUAAUGUUCUUUUUGCUCUACGUUUCAUGAUUGAUUGCAAUAUCAUUGGUGGAAAUUGGAUUGAAUUACCUGCUGGUAAAUACAAGAAGACAAUACGAACGGUCUCUUCUUGCCAGUUGGAAAUUGAUUGCCUAUACUCAGAAUUAAUCAGCCAUCCCCCAGAAGGAGAAUUCUCAAAAAUGGCUCCAUUCCGCAUAUUGAGUUUUGACAUUGAGUGUGCUGGUCGCAAAGGGCAUUUUCCCGAGGCUAUCCAUGAUCCUGUUAUUCAGGUGGCAAAUCUUGUUACUCUACAAGGAGAAGACCAGCCAUUUGUGCGCAACAUCAUGGCCCUUAAGUCGUGUUCUCCAAUUGUUGGUGUUGACGUGAUGUCGUUUGAGACAGAACGAGAAGUACUGCUAGCUUGGAGGGAUUUUAUCCGUGAUGUGGACCCUGACAUUAUAAUUGGAUACAACAUCUGCAAAUUUGAUUUGCCAUAUCUUAUUGAGAGGGCUGCGGCACUAAAAAUAACAGAAUUUCCAAUAUUGGGGCGCAUCAGGAACAGCAGAACUCGUGUGAAGGAUGCAACUUUUUCAUCAAGGCAGUAUGGUAUUCGGGAGAGUAAAGAAGUUACAAUCGAAGGGAGAGUUCAAUUUGAUUUAUUUCAGGUCAUGCAAAGGGAUUACAAGCUGAGUUCUUAUUCAUUGAACUCUGUUUCAGCGCACUUCUUGGGGGAGCAGAAAGAGGAUGUACAUCACUCAAUUAUAUCUGAUCUUCAAAAUGGCAACUCAGAGACUAGGAGGCGACUUGCUGUCUAUUGCCUGAAGGAUGCAUAUCUUCCUCAACGUCUAUUAGACAAACUGAUGCUUAUUUACAAUUAUGUGGAAAUGGGUCGUGUAACGGGUGUUCCCAUCUCUUUUCUUCUUUCGAGAGGGCAAAGCAUCAAGGUUCUUUCUCAACUUCUCAGGAAGUCAAGGCAGAAGGACCUUGUCCUCCCUAAUGUCAGAAAGCAGGGGUCUGGAGAAGGAACAUUUGAGGGUGCAACAGUUCUGGAAGCAAGGACAGGGUUUUAUGAAAAUCCAAUUGCAACACUGGAUUUCGCCUCGUUGUAUCCGUCAAUCAUGAUGGCUUAUAACCUAUGUUACUGCACCCUGGUAACUCCUGAAGAUGUUCGCAACCUGAACCUGCCACUUGAGUGUGUCAACAAAACUCCGUCCGGGGAAACAUUUGUAAAAUCAAAUCUACAGAAGGGAAUUCUUCCUGAAAUUCUUGAAGAACUGUUGGCUGCUCGUAAAAGGGCGAAAGCAGAUUUGAAGGAAGCCAAGGAUCCUCUGGAGAAGGCUGUGCUGGACGGUCGUCAGCUGGCUCUAAAGAUAAGUGCAAACUCUGUCUAUGGGUUUACAGGAGCUACCGUUGGCCAAUUACCCUGUUUAGAGAUAUCUUCUAGUGUGACCAGCUAUGGUCGCCAGAUGAUUGAGCACACAAAGAAGCGCGUGGAAGACAGAUUCACUACUCUUAAUGGCUAUGAACACAAUGCUGAGGUUAUUUAUGGGGACACUGAUUCGGUAAUGGUACAGUUUGGUGUGUCAACUGUAGAAGCAGCAAUGAACUUGGGAAGAGAAGCCGCUGGAUUAAUUAGUGACACUUUUACCAAGCCCAUCAAAUUAGAGUUUGAGAAGGUUUAUUAUCCAUAUCUAUUGAUUAACAAGAAGAGAUAUGCUGGACUGUAUUGGACAAAUCCUGACAAGUUUGACAAAAUGGACACCAAAGGCAUUGAAACAGUUCGAAGAGACAACUGUUUGCUGGUGAAAAACCUUAUAACAGAGUGCCUUCACAAAAUACUAAUUGACAGAGACAUUCCUGCUGCUGUCCAAUAUGUCAAGAAUACAAUCUCGGAUCUCCUUAUGAACAGAAUGGAUUUGUCACUGUUGGUAAUUACUAAGGGUCUAACAAAAACAGGAGAUGAUUACGCGGUGAAGACAGCACAUGUCGAGCUUGCCGACCGCAUGCGCAAGAGGGAUGCUGCUACUGCGCCUAAUGUUGGAGAUCGUGUACCAUAUGUAAUCAUUAAAGCUGCUAAAGGUGCUAAGGCUUAUGAAAGGUCAGAGGAUCCCAUUUACGUGCUGGAAAAUAAUAUACCAAUAGAUUCCCAAUACUACCUUGAGAAUCAAAUUAGUAAGCCACUUUUGAGAAUAUUCGAGCCCAUUUUAAAGAACGCAAGCAAGGAACUUCUCCAGGGAAGUCACACAAGAGCUGUUUCCAUAUCAACACCUUCAAAUAGUGGAAUCAUGAGGUUUGCUAAGAAGCAGCUUAGCUGUCUUGGCUGCAAAGCCCUCAUAAGUAAUACAGAACAAACUCUGUGCUCGCAUUGCAAGGGAAGAGAAGCUGAAUUAUACUGCAAAACCAUAGCCAAUGUGGCAGAGUUGGAGAUUCUUUUCGGAAAGUUAUGGACGCAGUGCCAGGAGUGCCAGGGCUCUCUUCACCAAGACGUGCUCUGUACAAGCCGAGAUUGCCCAAUAUUCUAUCGGAGGAAAAAAGCACAAAAAGAUAUGGCUGAAGCUAAGGUUCAGUUGGAUCGGUGGCAAUAUUGAGAUCAAUGUAGUCAAUAUCGGAUUUCGGUUUAUCUAUGUCGAGACCGAUACACUGGUACAACUUUGUAUCGGGGAGAUUUCGGUUCAAAAUAUAGGUUUCAAAUUUCAUAUCUAGAAUUAUGUUUCUAGUAAUUAGAUGUUAGAUCUAAAGUUUCAAUUACACCCGUCAAUUUAUAUACCUAUUUCUUCCCCA